Molecule: messenger RNA, 3476 nt
Organism: Dothidotthia symphoricarpi CBS 119687
Lineage: Eukaryota; Fungi; Ascomycota; Dothideomycetes; Pleosporales; Dothidotthiaceae
Exons: 2
Coding region: 190-3156 (988 amino acids)
Biological process (GO): regulation of transcription by RNA polymerase II
Cellular component (GO): SWI/SNF complex; nucleus
Molecular function (GO): transcription cis-regulatory region binding
Source: RefSeq, a predicted model, not a curated record
CAGGCUAUCGCCAUCCCCAGCCGAACGUCCCCGACCUACCUUGACGAGGAGGUCGCUUUAGCUUUAGCUUCUGGUCGCGCCGUGGAUUGAAUGCACCCCACGUGCGCCCCUCGCAACUCUCUUCGCCCAGCUGCCGUCGCGCUCCCUCCCUCGUUUCCGCUGCCCGCCCACGUCCCACGUUAGCCGCGCAUGAUGGAUUUCCAGUCCCCCCAGAACGGGAUGUAUGAUCCCUCGAGCUUCAUCGACCCGAGCGCAAUCGCGAAUCCCCAGAUGAAUGGCGCGCGCUCCUUCCCAAUGUCCUCGGUUCCCCAGAAACGAGACUCGACCGGCACCGCCCUCUCCCUGUCGCGCUCCCAGACGCCGUCGUCGCAGCAGCAGCAACAGCAGCCGCAGUUCAACUUCCAGCAGCAGCAGCAGGCCUUUACCAACACGCCCUCUCCCACUAUGCAGAGCCAGCACUUUGCGCCCGCCCAACUGAGCGCGCAGAGAAUGCAGACGGCGUCGCCUGCGCAAAAUCCCCACGCGCCGCAGAUGUCGCCCAUGGGCUUCCCCAGCUCUUCCAUGAACCAGCAGUUCAACCCCAACUCUGGCGGGCAGUUCCCGGUGCAGUCAGUUCAGUUGUCGGCAAAUCUGCAGAAUCGCCAAUUGGAGGCGCAGAGACAGUACGCCAUGCGAUUGCAGGCUCAAGCGCAACAGCAGCAGCAGCUGGGGAACCUGGCGGCGAGCAACAUGGCCGCGCAACAGCGGCAUCAGACAGGGCAGAUGCCUGGCACAAUGCAGCAUCCGGGCAUGCAGCCCAACAUGGCGCAGGCGCAAGCGCAGGUGCAACCGCAGGCGCAGCAGAACCCUCAGAUCCAAUUUCAGCACUUCAUUAAGAAUGUUGGCUCACUCAUGUCCCAGAAUCGACGCCCAUUCAACCCUCAGCCCAUGGUUGCUGGCCGCGUAGUCAACUUACAGAAUCUCUACGCCAUCGUAAUGAAGUUUAGGGGUUAUCAGUACGUUACACAAACGCAGAACUGGCCUCGUGUUGCGCAGAUGCUGGGAAUCCCUGCUCCUGAGGAGCUGCGCGUCGUCUACGAACAGAACCUAGGUCUUUAUGAGACCAUGUACAUUCGGAAACAGCAACAGAUGAAAGGCAUGCCCCCACAAGGACAGAUGGGAGCAAUGGGCCAGCAGAUGCCGGGGCAGCAGAUGUCACCGACCAGGCCACCUAUGUCGACGAAUCCGAGUAAUGUUUCAUCGCAACAGGACUACAUCGCACAGCUACAGAGAUCAAAGCAGGCUAUGGAGCAGCAACAACAGCAACGACAGUCGGUCCCACCAACACCACAGCAGCAACAGCAAUUUGACCCGGCAAUGCAACCGCAACAAUCAACACCACUACAAAACAACGCAGCCCUCCCGAGCCUCAACGGCCACAGUACACCUCAAGCAGACGGUAGCGCUCGGAAGAGCAUAAGUCGGCAAAUGGAAGGAACGCCCAAUCAAGGGCAAGAGUCAGGACAGGCUCUAGCAUCACCGCAGAAACAGGAGGAGCCUGCUGCUGUUCCAGAACCAGCUGUUGUAGAAGAGAUAGAGAAACGACAACCAGUGAUUGAACAAGAUGACGGUACCAGAGUCUAUCAGCCCGCGUACCGAACGCAGGAUACAUGGGGUGGUCUAGAUUUCGAUUCUGACAACUUCAAAAACAUGAUUGAGACCAUCACAACAUUCAAGCCGAACGUUCCACUACUACCGGAGAUGGGCAUGAUCGAUAUACGGGCUCUAACUAUGAGCCUUCGGUCGGGGCUUCACGCAGAGACCAGACUUGCAUUGGACGCACUUACGAGAGUAACGUACGAUAGCAGCAUACAGUUCGACCUAGGGAAAUGUGAAGACUUGGCAGAUGUCCUGGUAGAUUUUGCGGAAGACCAACUGGAAAUCCUGGGGAAUGAAAAUCCGGAAGUCACCGAUAUCCUGGACCUCACGCCGUAUGAAGACGUUUUACAUCAUUGCCGUGCAGAGGCCGCCACACUACAAGAAUUGCCAGUAUUUGGCACAAAGGAGUAUGAUUUGGAUCGAACUGCUGAUCGAUUGCUUGCGAUAACGACGAUAUUUCGAAACCUUUCAUUCCUUGAGGUCAAUCAUGUCUCACUCGUUAGCCCCGCAGUACUCAGAUUCCUAUCCAAUUUCAUACGGCUUGUCGGCACUCGAGUGCUGCUUCUGCGGUCACACAUCAAUACCUUCGACUUCAUGAAAGACAUCAUCACAUUCUUCUCCAACACAAGCGCCAAGAUCGUUCUACCCUCCCGAGAAGAUGCCUAUGCUGUGCUUCACUUCCUGUGUGCUUUCGCGCCCUGUCCUCGUCCUAGUUUCCCAGUCAAGUUCACACCUUUCAACCCGCAAAUACACCGCUACCUCCCGUCCGCUGUCGACAGUCUGGCAAAACUUCUUGCACGCGACGACCCCAAUCGAACAUACUACAAAGAGGUAUUUGUCAACGAAGCAACCUCAACGCCUCCCUACGACCUCUUAACGCGUGCCUUUGCACUCGCCGUCUCCGUCGUACCCGACCGCAAUUACAUCGAAAGCCGCAUGUACGCGAUGAAAGACCCGCGUGUUAAGGAAAUACGGGUGUUUGAAGCGAAAAUUGCCGAGUCACGGAAAGCAUACCUGAUGCAGGGUAUGCUCGCCGCCGACAUUCUCGCCAGUCUCGCCCCCGGCCCAGAAAGCAAUGUCUGCCGCUCCUGGCUCGAAUCAGAAGACGGUUGGGCGCACAGUCUGCUUAAGUUUGCAAUGAGCCUCUCUGCUACAGAUGCCGCUAUUCCACAUCCUCCUCUCCAGCCAAAUCACCGUGGCCAGCGCCCUAUGGAGCAUGACCGCGAGGGCUUUCACCUCAUCGUUCAUCGUGCGCUAAACACGCUGAAAAGGCUGGGGGACAAGAGCAAGGGCGGGGAUGUAUUGGUCAAGGGUCCACAGAGUCAUGGAUAUGCGAGUGAUGAUGAAGACGAAAGCGAGGAUGAAGACAUGGAAGUGUUUGCUGUGAAUGGGAGUAUGUGGAGAGUGAAGGCGGAUAUCUUGCCCAGAAAAGAGACGAUGCUUGGGGCAUUGUUAACAGCGCAAUUGGAUGUCAGGAGCUUGAACCAAUUCUGCAAGAUUGGGUAUUUGGACGAGUGAGUAGGGGUUUGGGGUCGCAUGGCGUAAUUGGAAGGGCUUGGGUGUGUAAGGGUAUCGUUUGUAAGACUUGCAUUGGUAGGCUGUUUUGAUGGGAUGCGACGCGACGCGGUUCGUUGGUUGUGCAUGAAGUAGCGAGUGCGUUGAAAUUCUGUACGACAGAAGAGGGUGUACGAUGCUUCGCUUUCUUGGUUUGUACUGUGUACUCUACUUUUUUUCUUACUCUGCAAGAAAGAGAAAUCGUCUUUUGCGAAAUGAACGUAAGGCUAUCCAGCAGCUUGCUCAAUCAACAUGUUCUGUUCAUCCAAUCAAUCAAUCGUACG